UCAAAUUCAGUUACAUCAACCGAAACCGUUCAAAGUUUCUCUGCCACCGUGGCAGAGAGAUUAACUUGAACGAGAGAGAUAGCCGAUACCUCAUUCUCUUUCUUCGCCGAUUGUCUUCUCCGGCGAGGUUUCUCCGAUUCGUUUACCGUAAUUAUUAUGGAUCUGUAUCUUCUCGGUUGGAUUCUAAGCACCGUUUUGAGCCUCUUUGCGCUCUACAGUUUGGUUUUCGCCGGGAAAAUAAGUCGCGCCGCGCCGAAGAAGCCGGUUCAGUCUGAUGAUAGCGUGACGAACGAUGCUGGUGAACGUAAAUCGGAGAAACUUAACGGAGACGCUGACGUCAUUAUUGUUGGAGCCGGUGUCGCUGGCGCUGCACUCGCUCACACUCUCGGCAAGGAUGGACGCCGAGUGCUUGUCAUUGAAAGAGAUCUGAGUGAGCCUGAUAGAAUUGUUGGAGAGUUGCUACAACCUGGCGGCUAUCUCAAAUUAGUUGAACUGGGCCUUGAAGAUUGUGUGAACAAUAUUGAUGCGCAGCAAGUGUUUGGUUAUGCACUUUUCAAAGAUGGGAAACAUACUCGUCUCUCUUAUCCCUUGGAUAAGUUUCACUCAGAUGUAUCUGGCAGAAGCUUUCACAAUGGCCGUUUUAUUCAGAGAAUGCGAGAGAAGGCUGCUUCCCUUCCCAAUGUAAAUUUGGAGCAAGGAACAGUCACUUCCCUACAUGAAGAGAAGGGGACAAUCAAAGGUGUACAAUACAAGAAUAAAGAUGGUCAGGAAUUGACAGCAUAUGCUCCUCUUACCAUUGUUUGUGAUGGAUGUUUCUCAAACUUGCGCCGUUCUCUUUGCAACCCUAAGGUAGACAGUCCCUCUUGUUUUGUUGGCUUAGUUUUAGAGAACUGUGAACUUCCAUGUGCCAAUCAUGGCCACGUCAUACUUGGAGAUCCUUCGCCAAUUCUUUUCUAUCCUAUAAGUAGUUCAGAAAUUCGUUGUCUGGUUGAUGUACCUGGUCAGAAGGUUCCUUCUAUUUCAAAUGGUGAUAUGACAAAGUAUCUAAAGACAACGGUUGCUCCACAGGUACCCCCUGAGCUUUAUGAUGCAUUCAUAGCCGCAGUGGACAAAGGCAACAUAAGGACAAUGCCGAACAGAAGUAUGCCAGCAGAUCCUCGUCCUACUCCUGGAGCCGUAUUGAUGGGAGAUGCAUUCAACAUGCGACACCCCCUAACAGGGGGAGGAAUGACCGUAGCAUUGUCUGAUAUUGUGGUAUUGAGAAAUCUUCUCAGGCCUUUGCGUGACCUGAAUGAUGCACCCAAACUUUGCAAAUACCUCGAGUCCUUUUAUACUUUGCGCAAGCCUGUAGCAUCCACCAUAAAUACAUUGGCAGGAGCUCUUUACAAGGUUUUUUGUGCAUCCCCUGAUCAAGCAAGGAAGGAAAUGCGUCAAGCUUGUUUUGAUUAUCUUAGCCUUGGAGGCCUAUUCUCGGAGGGACCGAUAUCUUUACUUUCAGGAUUAAACCCUCGACCCUUAAGCUUGGUUCUCCAUUUCUUUGCUGUUGCAGUAUUUGGUGUUGGCCGUUUACUACUACCCUUUCCUUCACCUAAACGGAUGUGGAUCGGAGCUAGGUUAAUCUCUGGUGCAUCUGGAAUUAUCUUACCCAUAAUUAAGGCUGAAGGAAUUCGCCAAAUGUUUUUCCCUGCCACUGUUCCAGCUUAUUACAGAGCUCCCCCGGCUUCACAAGAGUGAGUAUCGGCAAAUGCAUUUCAAGAUGAGCUAGCUUUAUUCUCCCGUUCUUGAGAAUUUGAGGAAAGGUUGAUGCUAAUAGAUAUGUAUACAUUUUGGCUUAGUGUGUAUUCUUGUAGUUUGUAACUGGGUACAAUCUUGUAAGUCCAUGUACGUGCAUAUGUAUGUAUGUUUAUCCCACUUCUUUUUUGCUAUUUUAGAAAGUUAAAUCCAUUAUAAUAAGAGAGAAGCUCUACCACACUUACAACA
Messenger RNA from Cicer arietinum (chickpea), 1980 nucleotides. RefSeq names its product squalene monooxygenase SE1-like. Gene Ontology annotation, cellular component: membrane; endoplasmic reticulum. Gene Ontology annotation, biological process: sterol biosynthetic process. The record is from RefSeq and is a predicted model, not a curated record. Lineage: Eukaryota; Viridiplantae; Streptophyta; Magnoliopsida; Fabales; Fabaceae. Gene Ontology annotation, molecular function: squalene monooxygenase activity; flavin adenine dinucleotide binding.